CCUUUAGUCCACCUAGAAACAGGAGCUGUGCAAGGUGUUUACGCUUCAUCCACUGCAGGAAGGAAAUUUUCUGCAUUUCGAGGAAUUCCAUAUGCAAGACCUCCAACAGGAAAGUAUAGAUUUAAACAUCAAGUUUUAAAAUGUUUCAAUGUUUACUUUCAGCUCUUUACAAUGGAUUCUUCGCCUCCGAGAGAAGUCUUGGUUUUCAUUCACGGAAAAACAUUUAUGUCUGCCACUGAGCUGAAACAUGAUCCAUCUCAUCUAAUGGAUAACAAUAUUGUGGUGGUCACAUUCAAUUACAGACUAGGCAUUUUGGGAUUUCUGAGCACCGAAGAUGAUGUAGCACCAGGUAAUUUUGGAAUGAAAGAUCAAGUAUUGGCUUUACAUUGGAUUCAAAAAAAUAUUGCUGCCUUUGGAGGCAAUCCUAUGAGAGUAAUUAUAGCAGGAUCAUUAGCAGGCGGAGCCAGCGUGCAUUACCAUUAUUUUUCAUCAAAUUCACAAGGAUUAUUCCAUGGAGGAAUGUCAUUUGCUGGAACAGCACUAUCACCAUGGGCUCAAGCGUAUAAGCCACGAGUUCAGACAAAUAAAUUGGCAGAAAUUUUAGGAUGCAGUACAUAUUCAUCUGGUGAUUUAAUUGACUGCCUUCGAUAUCGUCCUGCUAGAAAAAUAAUGCAACAAACAAAACAUUUUCUGUUCCUCUACUUCUCAAAAGAAAUUGGAACAAUUCCUACAAGCCCUUUUGGACCCACCAUUGAAACAAUGGGAAAAACUCCAUUUAUAAAUAGGCAUCCAGGAGAAAGUUUACUAGCAGGUGCAAUUCAAGAUUUGCCCUGGGUAACAAGUACAACUAUAGGGAAUGGAUUUGAUCCAUUAUCAGUAAGCGAGUCAGCUUUUCAAUUUCUCAAUGAAAAUUUCCAUAACAUUGCUUCAAUAGUACUCAAUUUCAAUCACACAGUAGCUCCCACUAUGCACAGGAAAAUCAGUGAAAAUAUUUAUCAGCAAUACAUUGCAAAUGCAUCCACUCCGGAAGCCGCAUUACUUGGAUAUCAGCAAUUAUUGAUCGAUCGCAUGUACACUGCGGAUGCCGAGAGAGCAGCAAGAAUGAUGGCAUCCAUUAACUCAGCUCCUGUAUACUUUUAUGAUAUUCCCAACAAAAGUUUAAAAGAUAAACUUGCAAGUCUACAAAACGAUGUUCCAGAAAAUCCAGGAAUUGUAAUUCGUAAUGAAAUAGAAUACGUUGAACCAACACUGUAUGCCAGAGAAUAUUUUGAAGAAGGUAGAUCUCUGUUCAAAUUUCUUACCAAAGUUUUUGUGAAUUUCGUGCAAACUGGGAAUCCGACACCCAGCAUUGGUGGAGGGGAAUGGCUUCCUCUGAUCCCAAACUACAAGGAAAUCAACUAUCUUUGUAUCUCCAGCAGUACAGCUGUCGAAAUGAAGUCGUCUUUAGAGCUAGGUAAUAGAAAAUUCUGGGACUCAUUACCUCUUCAGGAUCCGUCGAGUAUUGCUUUUAAAGUCAAAAUGUUUUCACAUUCUUCGGAGUUGUAAAUGCAAUUAUUUUAUCAUGAACAAUCUAUAAUUUCAUAAUAACGUGUAAAAACAACACUUUUUAGAAUUAAAAGUUAAGUGGUGGUGAUAAUGUAAUAGAAUUAUCAUUUGUGACGGUCCUAACCAAGGAAGACUUCAUUUCUACUGUAUUUUAAAUUGUAACAUAGGUGAAUUAAAACAUAAACAUUGAUAUGUGUUGUUGUUUGUCAUUUCUAUUUAUUUAUUUACGUCAAAACAGUUCAAACCUGGAUGACGUGCUAUGGGAGAGAA
Molecule: messenger RNA, 1815 nt
Organism: Gryllus bimaculatus (two-spotted cricket)
Lineage: Eukaryota; Metazoa; Arthropoda; Insecta; Orthoptera; Gryllidae
Source: the annotation of a GenBank genome assembly